UCAUCACACAGGAUCCUCCGGGAGUAAAUCCAAAUACACAAAAUAUACAUCACAGACCUUCCUGUCCGGAGACAUCAAUGGAUCCCUCUGAUCAGGGGGAAUCUUCCCAUCAAUCAAAUACUAUGAUUGUAAAUAUCCAUGUAUCUCACAAUGCAGAUAGAUCAACAGAUCCUUCUAAUCUCAAGGAAACUUCCUUAACCCAUGAAGGGGUGCACAGAGUUGAGAAUCUAUUCUCAUGUUCAGAGUGCGGGAAAUCUUUCACUCAGAAAGGAAACCUUUUUUCACAUCAGAGAAUUCACAUGGGUGAGCGUCCCUAUUCAUGUUCAGAGUGUGGGAAAUCAUUUCAUAAGAAAGAUAACCUUGUUAAACAUCUGAGAAUUCACUUAGUUCAGCGUCCUCAUUCAUGUUCAGAGUGCGGGAAAUCUUUCACUCAGAAAGGAGGCCUUGUUAAUCAUUUCAAAAUUCACACAGGUGAGCGCCCCUAUUCAUGUUCAGAGUGCGGGAAGUCUUUCCUUAAGAAAGAUGGCCUUGUUAGACACCAGAGAAUUCACACGGGGGAGCGUCCUCAUUCAUGUUCCGAGUGUGGGAAAUCUUUCCGUAAGAAAGAUAAUCUUGUUAAACAUCAAAGAGUUCACAUGGAUAUGCAUCCUUCAUGUUCAAAGUCAGAGAAAUCUUUCAAUCAUGAAGAAUUGCUCGUUAAAAAUCAGAGAAUUUGUAUAGGUGAGAGUCCUUAUUCAUGUUCAGAGUGCGGGAAAUCUUUCACUCAGAAAGGAAAUCUUGUUCAACACCAAAGAAGUCACAUGGGUGAGCGUCCUUACUCAUGUUCAGAGUGUGGGAAAUCUUUCAUGAGGAACGAUCAUCUUGUUACCCAUCAGAGAAUUCACACGGGUGAGCGUCCUUUUUCAUGUUCAGAGUGUGGGAAAUCGUUCACUCAUAAAAGAUACCUUGUUGAACAUCACAGAAUUCACAAGGGUGAGCGUCCUUAUUCAUGUUCACAGUGUGGGAAAUCUUUCAUUCAAAAAGGAGACCUUGUCAAACAUCAGAGGAUUCACACAGGUGAGCGUCCUUAUUCAUGUUUAGAGUGCGGGAAAUGUUUCACUCAUAAAGGAGGCCUUGUAAAACAUCAGAGAAUUCACACGGGUGAGCGUCCUUAUUUAUGUUCAGAGUGUGGGAAAUCUUUCUCUCAUAAAGAAGUCCUUGUUGAACAUCAGAGAAUUCACACAGGUGAGCGUCCUUAUUCAUGUUCACACUGUGGGAAAUCUUUCAAUCAUAAGGGAGACCUUGUUAAACAUCAGAGAAUUCAUACGGGGGAGCAUCCCUAUUCUUGUUCAGAGUGCGGAAGAUCUUUUAUUUUUAAAGGAAACCUUGUGCAACAUCAGAGAAUUCACACAGGUGAGCAACCCUAUUUAUGUUCAGAGUGUGGGAAAUCUUUCACUCGUAAAGGAGACCUUGUUAAACAUCAGAGAGUUCACUUGCGUGAGCGUCCUUUUUCAUGUUCAGUGUGUGAAAAGUCUUUCUCUCAUAAAGAAUACCUUGCUAAACAUCAGAGAAUUCACACAGGCGAGCGUCCUUAUUCAUGUUCAGAGUGUGGGAAAUCUUUCCUUAGGAAAGAUAAUCUUGUAAAACACCAAAAUCAAUGUAGUGUGGCUGGUGGGAGGAGAGCUGUCGGAGAAUGUAGUGUGGAUGGUGGAGGAGAGCUGUCGGAGAAUGUAGUGUGGAUGGUGGGAGAAGAGCUGUCGGAAGAAUGUAGUGUGGAUGGUGGAGGAGAACUGUUGGAGAAUGUAGUGUGGAUGGUUGAGGAGAGCUGUCGGAAGAUGUUAUCUUACAAUGACAUUACUCUCAGGCUUUUCCUAUUAUAUCGAGUGGAAAACAGAGACAGGAAAAGUGUGAUUGUAGAGACACAGGAAGGUGAAGAACUGAAAGACAUCAAAAUUGAGGUUAAAGUUGAAAAUGAAGAGAUGUUUGGGGAUCAGCAGUCUAUGGGAGAGGGAGGUCCUCUGUAUUCCCAGGAUUCCACACAGGGAGAUCACAACAUCCCUCACUAUCAUCAGGAUCUCACACUGCAGGUAGAUCAACAGAUCCUUCCAUUCCCAGGGAAACUUUCUUACCCCAUGAAGGAGUUCACAGAGGUGAGAAUCUAUUCUCAUGUUCAGAGUGUGGGAAAUCUUUCACUCAGAAAAGAAACCUUAUUCAACACCAAAAAAGUCACAUGGCUGAGCGUCCUUAUUCAUGUUCAGAGUGCGGGAAAUCUUUCCUCAGGAACGAUCAUCUUGUUAGCCAUCAGAGAAUUCACACAGUGUGGGAAAUGUUUCACUCAUAAAGGAGACCUUGUUAAACAUCAGAGAAUUCACACAGUUUCUUGA
This is a messenger RNA of Rana temporaria (common frog), 2363 nucleotides long. Its product is annotated as zinc finger protein 271-like. The transcript is spliced from 7 exons. The record is from RefSeq and is a predicted model, not a curated record. Bases 78 to 2363 code for a protein of 761 amino acids. NCBI's taxonomy places the organism in Eukaryota, Metazoa, Chordata, Amphibia, Anura, Ranidae.